AUGGAGAGCUUCUUCGGACUGGAAUGGAAUGAGGCUGCCCAUCUGUUUCCUUAUGGGUUUGGUCAAUAUGUCGAUGGACUAUUCAGUCAAUCUAACUUGGGAAUUGUCACAAAGCUUGGCAUGUGGCUUAUGCCAAACCCGGGUGGAUAUCAAUCCUACUUGAUGACAUUUCCCAAAGAUGACGAUUUGAAGGAGGCAGUCAACAGAAUUGAGCCCCUGCGCUUGAAUGGUCCCGAGCGGGUUCGAAGUGCGCUCUGGGAAACCACCAAAGAGGCAUUCUCGGUUAUUCCAGGCGUCAAGUUCUAUCUUCCAGAGGAUAGCCCCGAAAAUUCAGUCCUUCGUGUCCGCGACAAGACGAUGCAAGGCAUUCCAACAUAUGACGAACUCAAAUGGACUGACUGGCUCCCCAAUGGCGCCGAUUUAUUCUUCUCGCCUAUCGCAAAGGUGGCCGGGGAGGAUGCGAUGUUGCAAUAUAAAUUAACCCAAAGAAGAUGUCGAGAGGCUGGCUCGGACUUCAUUGGCAUAUAUACCGUCGGCAUGAGAGAGGUGCAUCACAUUUUCCGCAUUAUGUUCAACAAAGAAGAUAAAUCUCAGAAGACAAAGGUCCAGUGGCUCAUCCGGACGCUUAUUUGUGCCGUCAACGGAUGGGGCGAGUAUCGAACUCAUCUGGCCGUCAUGGAUCAGAUCAUGGGAACAUACAACUGGAACAACGGCAGUUUCCUCGAGUUUAAUGAGAUCCUCAAGAACGCGGUAGAUCCAAAUGGGAUCAUUGCCCCUAGAAAGUCAGGCAUUUGGCCCAAAAGCUAUAGUCAAAUUGCCUGGAAGCUAUGA
Penicillium robsamsonii is the source of this 831-nucleotide messenger RNA. RefSeq names its product vanillyl-alcohol oxidase. Gene Ontology annotation, molecular function: flavin adenine dinucleotide binding; catalytic activity. The record is from RefSeq and is a predicted model, not a curated record. The transcript is spliced from 4 exons. Bases 1 to 831 code for a protein of 276 amino acids. Lineage: Eukaryota; Fungi; Ascomycota; Eurotiomycetes; Eurotiales; Aspergillaceae.